AUGAAAGGCCCUAGCUUUUUAUUGUACGAGAAUUUCCAACGAUUACUGGAUCACCAAUAUAACUCCAGUACCAUUGCCAUACUUGAGGACUUUAUUUGCUUGCUGUUUCAUAACAAAGUCCUGUCAAAGUCCGCGCUCCAAAAUAUAGGCAAUAAAACUAAGCAGUUAGAAAACAGCAAGGAAAAUUUGUAUUUGAGACCACCAAAUGAAUACUACCUAGCUAAACUCCCAGAGGAGUGGCUUCGGGCCGCGUUUGAUACUUUCCAAGAUGAAUUCAGGCAUUUCAAACGCUUUACUAGCGGGUUCAUAACGGAUCCUACGAAUUUUCAAAGAUUGAAAUAUCCUGCGUGGCUCAAUGACGAGAUUCUAGAAGAAUAUUGCUGGUUAAUAUCCACAGCUUGUUCGAAUGCAUAUAUAACAAAUUCAUUCGCACUGGAAAAUCCAAGUAUAAAUUUGAAGAAGUUUAUCAAUAGAGACAACUACCUCAUCUUACUCACGGGCAUAGCCAUUAUUCCAAUCAACAUUAGAAAUGUACAUUGGACCUUCGCAUGCGUAUGGCUAACAUCAGAAACCGAACUAUUGAUUGAGUACUAUGAUAGUAACCUCGAUUCAAACCCAUCCUGGGAGUCUUUACCAUCGGUCCUCCAGACUUGGAUUCAACGCACGUUUCCACCUACAGUUGAGAGAAAAAUAUGGGAAGGAAGAUCUCCACAGCAGCGCAAUAGCUCAGAUUGUGGAUUGUUUGUACUCAUGGGGAUACGAAUGAGGGCAAUGGGCUGGUCUGUGUUUAGCCAAGAAGAGGCAGAUAAAUUCAUGCCCGAAGCUCGGCAUAGAGUUUUCGCGGAGAUUCUUGCCGGUCAUCUGGAUCCAUCCUUGGAAGAUAUGAAGAUCUAUAAUUCAAUCGUGAGCGGAGAGGUAAAGUUUCCAGAUUUACAUGAAACGCAUUCUGUAAAUUAUGUUAUCGAGCGGGACAGCGCAGGAAAUGAAUUCAUAAACUUGGAUUCUCCCGAGACCGAAUUAUUCACAAUUGAUGGUAAAAAUGAUGAGGUGGAAGAUACGCAUUACCAAUUUACACUCAGAUCAAUGGAACCUGCCGCAGAAAGAGAUCUUAUAGAGAAUUCGGAUCAAUCUGCAUUCGAUUCAAUGGGAAUAAAUGGUGCGAGGGACUUAAUCGGGAAUUUGCACGAGUUCAAGCUUGACUCGAUGGAAGCCAACGACGGAGACAAUCUGCUAGGAGAUACGAUAGGACAUGUCACAGAGGACCCCUACUCGACUAACUGCCUCAGUCUGGCAAGAGCUACCGAUCAAGAGAAUUCUGAGUUGAUGACAGAAUCGCAAAAUCAAGAACUCAACAUGGAACUAAAUUCUGAUGCCCGAGCCGAGAGUAAACUUAGCGUCGGGCUCGGGAAUGAAUUUUGUAGCAUUUCAAAACUGGAAACCCGAGAAAUCGCUUCAGGGGAGCUUUUUUUGAAUGAAUCCGAAGAGCAUGAAUCACAAGAUUCUAUUAAAGACAUGGGUGGGAAGACAGUGGCGGUCCAAGAGGUGAUACCUGAGAAUGUGGCUCAAAACAAUUUCUUGUCUUCUACGCAUGCAGGGUUCAAGAAAAACUCCUCGAGAAAUCGCUCUCAAGAUGACGGACAACAUGGUGAUGUUGGUACGAGGAUAAAACGACAAAGAAAUGAAGGUUCCGACUUAAACAAAGCACUUUUAGCUGCCGAUAAAUUUGCUUCACCAGAUGCCCUAAUUGAGAACCUCAGAACUGCUAUUAUUGCAUAUAGAGGUCGAACUCGUCAAGAACAACACCAAAGAACAUCUCUUGCAUCAUUAUGGAGUAAUAUCCGUCCCGAGGAGCACAAUCCGCAGACAAUCUUUCAACGAUAUACGCGGUUGAACUUUGCACGUCGAUGGUUUGAGGUCAAAGCACGACUUCCGCAGAAUCCACGUGAACAAAUAUCUCAAAUGAAAAAGAUGUUGAAUCUGAAGGGCAACUACGAGGAACAACAUAAAGAAUUCAAGGCGGCAAACACCUACGCUAACAGAUGCUUGUUCUGGGUGGAACUCAUUGGGAAACUUUCAUUCUUGACUGAUGGAUGCCAUGAAGUUAUUAUGUGUGCUUGUGGCGAAUCUACCACUGAGCUAGAAAGAAUGAAAAAAGAUCAUCGUGAGAAAUAUUUCGAAAGAAUUCUCUUUCGAAUUCGACAGGAACCGAAUGACAUCACAGAAAAAAUUCGAGCAUCAGCUCCUUUGUAUAGAGCACUGAUUGAGAACAAUCUGCCAGAUCACCAACUUGUAUUAGAGGGUAAUCGUCAAUUCGAUAGUAUGUCGUUUGCAGAAUUAGUCAGUCUAGACCCAGCUCGAGGAAGAUGGCGAUUUUCCAACACGAUACCAUCUCCAGGUAAGAAGUAA
This is a messenger RNA of Botrytis sinoallii, 2406 nucleotides long. RefSeq lists its product as uncharacterized. Gene Ontology annotation, biological process: proteolysis. The coding region runs from base 1 to 2406 and encodes 801 amino acids. Gene Ontology annotation, molecular function: cysteine-type peptidase activity. NCBI's taxonomy places the organism in Eukaryota, Fungi, Ascomycota, Leotiomycetes, Helotiales, Sclerotiniaceae. The record is from RefSeq and is a predicted model, not a curated record. The transcript has 2 exons.